This is a messenger RNA of Spizellomyces punctatus DAOM BR117, 2489 nucleotides long. RefSeq lists its product as uncharacterized. NCBI's taxonomy places the organism in Eukaryota, Fungi, Chytridiomycota, Chytridiomycetes, Spizellomycetales, Spizellomycetaceae. Gene Ontology annotation, molecular function: microtubule binding. Gene Ontology annotation, biological process: microtubule depolymerization; microtubule severing. The coding region runs from base 324 to 2411 and encodes 695 amino acids. Gene Ontology annotation, cellular component: katanin complex. The transcript is spliced from 12 exons. The record is from RefSeq and is a predicted model, not a curated record.
GCCCAAAGCACCGUGGGCUUUCGCACCAAACAUCGCCAAGAAACGAUUACCUUUUAGAAUUGAACAGUUAUCCUAGAUAUUCCACCUAAACGAGGCCUCCUUGUAAUCUAGGACACCUAUAUUGCUGUCAGCUCGAACUGCGUGCCCUAUCGCGGGCCGUUUUCAACAUUCGCACUGAAAUUCUCUCAGCCGAGUCUCUCAGCCUUGUCACGACGCAAAUAUCAUACCAGCUACCUUGCAGGAGCAGAUAGAACUUUCUCUGUAGAGAAGGAAUAAGCGUCGGGGGAUUUGUAGAGGGGCUAUUUGCGUGAGCAGCGUGAAAAAUGAACAACGAUACCAGGGCGUCCAAGAUCUAUGAUUUUGUCGCACACAAUGCGAACGGAACAUGCUUGCGAAUAGGACCAAAGUCGGGGCGGGUGAUGGUUACGGGCGGAGAGGAUCGAAAAGUGAACUUGUGGGCUAUUGGGAAAACAGCACCGAUAUUGAGUCUUAGCGGGCACGCAAGUGCAAUAGAAUGUGUUACAUUAGAUUGGCCAGAGGAGAUCGUGGUAGCAGGGUCAUCUUCUGGAACGAUCAAGCUCUGGGACCUGGAACACGCAAAAGUAAUACGAACUUUAGCUGGCCACAAGUCUGCAGCCCGAUGCGUUGAAUUUCACCCCUUUGGCGAGUUCUUUGCUUCCGGCUCUUCUGAUUCAUCGGUUAAGAUAUGGGACGUUCGGCGGAAGGGAUGUAUUCAGACAUACCACGGUCAUCAAAACGCAGUCAAUAUUCUUCGUAUAACACCUGAUGGGCGAUGGAUUGCAACAGGAGGCAGUGAUGCAACAGUAAAGAUAUGGGACAUGACCGCCGGGAAACUUUUACAUUCAUAUUCCGAUCAUACAGGCGCUAUAACAGCACUUGCUUUUAACCCUUCCGAAUUUUUAAUGGUAUCAGCAGGCGCCGAUAAUGUCUUGAGGUUUUACGAUCUUCAAACAUUUGAGUGUAUAUCCGCCACCCCCGCAAGCACCGGCCGGCCGCAAGCAUUGCAAUUUGAUCCGGAAGGACAUGAAGUGUAUGCUGCAUAUACUGAUUCUCUGCAAAUAUGGACAUGGGAACCCGCUGUAUGCCACGACGUUAUCUCGGUUAGCUGGCCCAACAUUGCGGACAUGAGAAUUCUCUUGGAGGAGGGGAAGGUGCUAGGUGGUGCUCUGGAUCAAAAUUUCGUGAGCGUGUGGGGGGUGGAUAUAACGCCGCAUCUAAGCCCAACGGACCGACGACCGCCGGACUUGGCUGCACCCGCAGGGUUCACACAAGGUCCUGAGAGUCCGUAUGGUGGAGCAAAUCGUAGUAACAUCGACAGCGCGGAGCUCGAUCUUGGCCGACUGUACAUUAGCGAGGAUCAGAGUGCUCCAAUAGAAUCAUCACUACGAGGGUCUCAAACAACAAUUCAGGAUGACAUUGUCUCAAAAAUUGCGGCACAACGACAGGAGUUUGCGGAGCGACACCAUACCCCGCCCCCAUCCCAACAGCCAAACAAUGCUGGUACCCAGCGUACACCACCGUAUGGUAUUCCUAAAUCGAUGUCAUCACCCUACAUGAAACCAGAACCAAGUGACACGCCACCGUACGGACGGUCCAUGUCUACUUCGCUGGACCGACUGAAUUUCCCAGAAGAUGCUGGAUAUAGGCCAGCGACAGCUCCGGGAUUCUCUCGAAGUGCUGACGAACAAUUUGCUCAACAACUUCACACACACGCCUCACGCGGCCCAAACUCCUUUGUGCCGUCUGGGAAUGGCCAGAGAUUACUCAAUUUGGAUGUGGCAAAAUUCUUACAGAAUGCUCAACGACGCGCCCAACCUCUUCCUCUCUCCCCAUCUUCUCCUGGAGCUCCUCCACCGACAUCCGAUAACGACAUUAUAGAUUCCCUGAUGUUCCGGCACGCUUCCAUCACUUCCAUUCUCAACUCCCGCUUAACCAGUAUUCGGUGCAUCCGACAAACGUGGGACGAAACCAACAUCCGACAGGCCAUAGAAACAAUGAUCGAACUCAAAGAUUCGAGCGUAUGCAUCGAUUUAUUGAGAAUCAUCAAUUUAAAACCGAAAUUGUUGACGCUGGACGUUGCGAUUUUGCUUCUUCCCGUGUUGAACGAGUUGCUGUUUGAGAUGUAUGAAGAUUUUAUCGUCACGGCCUGCGCAACGAUACGACUUCUUGUGAAGAGCUUCUCUCAUGUUAUCAUAUCAACCAUGAAUGCAGAUAAUCUGUCCUCUCCAGGUGUCGAUAUCAGCAGAGAAGAUCGAAUUCAACGAUGCAGAGCAUGUCGUCAUGGGUUCAUCGAGAUAUCUACAACCUUGGAGGAACUAAAGCGAUCAGGUGGACAAGUUGGAGGGGCCGUACGGGAAACACUAAAGGAUUUGGCCGUCUUUGCUUCGUGAUAGAGUUUGAUACCAUGAUGUAAUGAUCAAAUGCUGAAGAUUGCUCUGAAGAUGCCAAUGAGAGUUUGUGCGAUUGCC